Molecule: messenger RNA, 1141 nt
Organism: Doryrhamphus excisus (bluestripe pipefish)
Lineage: Eukaryota; Metazoa; Chordata; Actinopteri; Syngnathiformes; Syngnathidae
Gene: synj2bp
Product: synaptojanin 2 binding protein
Biological process (GO): receptor clustering; receptor localization to synapse; embryo development
Cellular component (GO): cell junction; basolateral plasma membrane
Molecular function (GO): protein kinase binding
Source: RefSeq, a predicted model, not a curated record
CCUCAAGGCACCAGGAGGCAGCACUCCCCUAACGCUUCAUCUGCGCGGCAGGAAGCGAGCAAAGCUCAGACAGGACUCUCCUCCAAUGACGUCACAUUCACGCUAAUAGUUUGCCUCCGCCGCUGUACGCUUUUGAAAGAAAGACAUGAAUGGCUCCUUGCGCUCCAAUACGGUGGACAUUGAACUGCGGCGAGGGCCGGCAGGUCUGGGUUUCAACAUCGUGGGAGGUGUGGACCAGCAGUACGUCGUCAACGACUGCGGCAUCUACGUGUCCAAAAUCAAAGAAGACGGAGCGGCGGCGCUGGACGGGAGACUUGAGGAGGGAGACAAGAUCCUGAUGAUCAAUGGAGUGAGGCUGGAGGACCAGACACACAAGGCUGCAGUGGAUCUCUUCAGGACAGCAGGGGACCAUGUGGAGCUCCACGUUCUCAAAAAGUCUUGCCACGGCACCAACGGACCGUGUGCGCCCCCAGCUGAGCCCGCGUCCUGGCUGUCCUACAUGGGCCUGGCGGCUGUUCUAACGGGGGCGGGGGCCGUGCUGUCCUUGCUUUACCUUCGUCACGUAAGAAGAGCCUUUUAGCAUCCUGGUUCAGGAUGAGAGACCAAGGACCUCCUCCCGGCCAGGGGAGGACAGCAGGUGACGUCAUGGAGGCAAAGCGGCUGACGCCCUCCCAGGUCGUGCACAGCUUUUUCAUGCCGGGGCGGGGGCGGAAGGAUGGACACGGCUGUGACGCAUCCAAAGAAAAACCAAGCCACCUCUCACAUAGCAAUCUCCAUGGCAACCUGGACAUCAAACACACUACAGCCACCUUUUCCUUAGCGUCCCUUUCACCCCUAAAGCAUGCCAGGACCGCCAUUCCGAUCGGUCCCUUUUGGAAAGUGUCAGGUAUUCAUUUGUGUCGGAGGUAAGGGAAAAACUCCAGGGAAUGAUGACGGAGAGCUUCCAGCCAUCCUUUUUCUUACUCUCGGUCGCCAUCCCACCAGCAUCCGUACAAGAUGGCCGACCCGGCACCGGUGUCAGCUCUCCAUGCCAAGGAGAAUCCUCCGAGUCUUAGCGCUUCCUUCCAAAGGUUGAUGCUUUUGUCAUGUUGCUGUCUGCUGAGCGGAAUCCCCAACAAUAAAAGACUCUUCUUUCCUCCAG